Messenger RNA from Emericellopsis atlantica, 1233 nucleotides. Its product is annotated as PrpF protein-domain-containing protein. The transcript has 2 exons. Bases 1 to 1233 code for a protein of 410 amino acids. NCBI's taxonomy places the organism in Eukaryota, Fungi, Ascomycota, Sordariomycetes, Hypocreales, Bionectriaceae. The record is from RefSeq and is a predicted model, not a curated record.
AUGGCUGUCAAGACCACACCUCGCCGUCGUUGCGCCUUGCCCUGCGCCCUCAUGCGCGCGGGGACGUCCAAGGGCAUGUUCAUCCACCGCAAAGAUCUCCCAGAAGACCCGGCCGCCUGGGCACCGCACCUCAUCUCCGCCAUGGGGUCAAGAUGUAACGACCCGAAGCAACUAGAUGGCGUGGGCGGCGGCACAUCUACAACGUCGAAGGUGGCCGUCGUGGCCAAGUCCACAAGGCCAGACGCCGACGUGGACUUUACCUUUGUCCAGGUGGCCGUGGGAAAGGAGGCGAUUGACGUGACGGGGACGUGUGGAAACAUUGUCUCAGGGGUAGCCCCCUUUGCAGUGCAGGAGGGCCUCGUGCGUCCAGAGCCGGGGCAGACGAGUAUGGACGUCCGAGUCUACAGCACCAACACCGACCGCAUCGUCGUCGAGACGGUCGCCCUCGACGAGCACGGCGAGUACCAGGAGGACGGCACCUAUACCAUCCCCGGGGUCAGCACCUCCGGCAGCGAGGUGCGGUGCAACUUUGUCGACCCGGCCGGCAGCAUGACGGGCCAUCUCUUCCCCUCGGGUGAGCGUCGACAGAUUCUGCGCGUGCAGUCGCCAGACGUGGAGGAGGCUCUCGACGUGCGCGUCUCGCUCGUCGACGCGGCCAACCCCUUUGUCCUCAUUGACGCACCCUAUAUCGGCACGACCCUGCGUCAGCUGCCCUCGCUCGAGGCACAGCAUGUCCUUGUUGAGGCGAUCCGGAGAGAGGGCGCGGUGGCGAUGGGUCUGGCGUCUAGCGUUGAGGUCGCCUCGAAGACACGGGGCACCCCCAAGGUCGCGCUCGUCUACCCACCUGUCUUCUCCUCCGACUCGUCGGCCAAAAAGACUUCAGAUAUCCGCGUGCAGGCCUACUCGAUGGGUCUGCCGCAUCCAAGCCUGCAGCUGACGGGUGCCGUGUGUCUGGCGUCAGCACUGUGCUCGCCGGGCACAAUUGUCGCGGACCUCGCGGGCCAGGCGGUUCUUAGUGAUGGUGAUUGUGAUGCCCUGCCCAGUCCCGAGAGGACGCCGUCGCCACCUGUCCCGGGUGCCCAUGAGCGUAGCGUCACCAUUGCGCACAGCAAGGGCACCAUUCAAGUGGGUGUCCAGCUGGAUGAGGCUGGUGGUGUCAGGGGCUGCGCGGUGUCGAGGACGGCGAGGAGGCUGUUUGAGGGUAAGGUGCGAUAUUAUGUAGAAGAGGCGUAA